AUGAAGAGACUCCUGGAAGUACCCUCCAUCGAGAGGCUCUUUGAUCCAACUCAGAUAUUCCCCUCCAGCCUCGACAUGCUCGGUCUGAGCUUUGAUUCGCCUUCACUAUUCAACUUUGACACCAAGUUCCUCGCCGACGAUCCCAGCGCGACCCUGUUACCGAGCACCUCUUUGGCUGCACCAGAACUGGCUGAGAAGCGCUUGCAAGAAAUCGACUCAUACCUCGCAAGUCCCGUUUUCUUCCUGCACAUCAUCGAGUCGGCCAUCGACGAGCCCGCACCCAUCGAGGUCUCCACGCCAACUCAUCUCGGCACCAAUCUAGCAGCCCAACAACAUCCAUGA
This is a messenger RNA of Rhodofomes roseus, 342 nucleotides long. RefSeq lists its product as uncharacterized. Bases 1 to 342 code for a protein of 113 amino acids. The transcript is spliced from 5 exons. NCBI's taxonomy places the organism in Eukaryota, Fungi, Basidiomycota, Agaricomycetes, Polyporales, Fomitopsidaceae. The record is from RefSeq and is a predicted model, not a curated record.